This is a messenger RNA of Zea mays, 1637 nucleotides long. RefSeq names its product Leucine-rich repeat (LRR) family protein. The record is from RefSeq and is marked predicted. Gene Ontology annotation, molecular function: protein binding. NCBI's taxonomy places the organism in Eukaryota, Viridiplantae, Streptophyta, Magnoliopsida, Poales, Poaceae. The transcript has a single exon. The coding region runs from base 131 to 1330 and encodes 399 amino acids.
CAGCAGCAGCAGGUAGCAGCCACCAGUCCACCACCACCCCACUCCGCCAGUGCGCCGCGCAGUGAGCUGCUGCCUGCUGUCUGACUGUCACCGCUGCCGCCGCCACGCCCACGCCUCAUCAAGCGAGGCAAUGGCGUCGCGGCUCCUGCCGUUGGUCGCGGCGCUCCUCCUCCUCCUCCUCCUGACGGCGGCGUCGUCCGAGGCGACGCUGCACCCGGUGGACUACCUGGCGCUGCAGGCGGUGCGGCGGGCGCUGUCGGACCUGCCGGGCUCCCGCUUCUUCGCGUCGUGGGACUUCACGGGCGACCCCUGCUCGUUCGCGGGCGUGUCGUGCACGGCCGACGGCGCCCGCGUGGAGACGCUGGCGCUGGGCGACCCGCGCGCGGGCGCGCCGGGCCUCGGGGGCGCGUUCCCGUCCGCGGCCGUCGCCAGGCUGCCGGCGCUGACGUCGCUGUCCCUCGUGCCGGGGCGCGUCACGGGCGGCCUCCCCGCCGCCGUGGCCGCGCUCCCGGCGCUCCGCUUCCUCGCGCUCGCCGGGAACCUGCUCUCCGGCGACCUCCCGCGCGCGUUCGCGCCGGCGCUGCGCACCGUCGACCUCAGCAAGAACGGGUUCACGGGGACGGUACCGGCGCCGCUCCUCCAGCUGCGGGGCCUGCGCACGCUCGUGCUCUCGCACAACGCCCUCUCGGGCGAGAUCCCGCGGUCGGUGCGGGCGCCGCUGCUCCACCUCGACCUGCGCGGGAACCGGCUGUCGGGCGGGGUGCCGCCGCUGCCGGGCACGCUGGCGUACCUGUCGCUGGCGGGGAACCGUCUGUCGGGCCCCGUCGGCGGCGUGCUGCGGCGCCUGCCGAGGCUGACGUUCCUCGACCUCGGCCGGAACUGGCUGUCGGGCGAGGUCCCGGGCGAGGUGUUCGCGUUCCGGCGCAUCGCGUACCUGCAGCUGCGGAAGAACGCCUUCUCGGGCGAGCUCCGGCCCGCGGGGCGCGUGCCGGCGGGCGCCACGGUGGACCUGAGCCACAACGCGCUGUCGGGGCGCGUGCCGCCCGAGCUGGCCACCGCCGGCGCCGUUUACCUGAACGGGAACCGGCUCGCGGGCGAGGUGCCGCGCGAGGUGGCGGCGGCGGCGGAGGCCGGGCGGAUGCGCGUGCUGUUUCUGCAGGACAACUUCCUGACGGGGGUCGGCGUGGGCGGCGCGCUGCCGGCCAGCGCCGCCGUGUGCGCGCACUGGAACUGCGUCGCGCCGCCGCCGGCUGUGGUGGCCGCGUGCCCCGCCAAGGGCGGCAGGGGACGCCGCCGGCCGCAGGCGCAGUGCCGCGGCCGGACGGGGUGAGUUGCUUGUUUCUUCUGUUAUUCACACCCAAUCGAGAUCGAGGAGGAGGAGGAGGAGGGGGUUUAGUGGGUGGGUUUAGUGAUGAAUGAUGAUGAUGGUCAGGACAGGACGUCGUCUCAUUGCUCAUGAGAUGAAGACCCACAAGUGAUUAGCAAUAAUUUUUGGUGUACAUUUUUUAGUUCGCGGUUAAUCCUGGGAUGAUUUUGUCGGCUGGACACAUGAUGUCGAUGUCGGAGAUCACUACUACUGCACUGCAUAGGGAAAAGUUUGUGUAAAGGAAAAGCUAGGAUUCUUGUUGGUUGGUCUC